Spodoptera frugiperda (fall armyworm) is the source of this 1218-nucleotide messenger RNA. RefSeq names its product eukaryotic initiation factor 4A-III. The transcript has 5 exons. Gene Ontology annotation, cellular component: catalytic step 2 spliceosome; nucleolus. Gene Ontology annotation, molecular function: mRNA binding; RNA helicase activity; ATP binding. Bases 1 to 1218 code for a protein of 405 amino acids. The record is from RefSeq and is a predicted model, not a curated record. NCBI's taxonomy places the organism in Eukaryota, Metazoa, Arthropoda, Insecta, Lepidoptera, Noctuidae.
AUGGGUUCAACAAGAGUAGCGUACAAUCGCAAAACGAGAAGACAAGAUUUGUCUAAAGUGGAGUUUGAGACGAGUGAAGAUGUGAGAAUUACUCCCACUUUCGACGCUAUGGGUUUAAAGGACGACUUGCUUCGAGGAAUUUACAACUAUGGUUUCGAGAAGCCGUCCGUGAUUCAGCAGAAAAGUAUCCUGCCAAUAAUUAGAGGCAGAGAUGUAAUAGCUCAAGCACACUCGGGUACCGGCAAGACAGCCACCACAUCCAUUUCCAUCCUGCAAUCCUUGGACAUAAAGAUACGAGAAACCCAAGUCUUGGUGCUGUCUCCUACUCGGGAGUUGGCCACUCAGAGCCAGAAAGUGAUCCUUGCUCUAGGUGAUUACAUGAAUGUCCAGUGCCACGCUUGUAUUGGUGGCACAAGUCUUGAUAAAGACAUCAAGAAAUUGGACUAUGGGCAGCAUGUUGUAUCCGGAACGCCUGGGCGAGUAUUUGAUAUGCUUAAGAGACGUGCAUUAAGAACCCGAUCCAUCAAAAUGCUGGUGCUUGAUGAAGCUGACGAGAUGUUGAACAACGGAUUCAAAGAGCAGAUCUAUGAUGUGUACCGGUAUCUGCCUCCUUCAACACAAGUUGUACUGGUGUCUGCCACCUUGCCGCAUGAGAUUCUGGAGAUGACGACAAAGUUCAUGACGAAUCCUUUACGAGUUUUGGUGAAACGCGAUGAAUUGACUCUAGAAGGAAUAAAGGAGUUUUUCAUUAACGUGGAGAAGGAAGAAUGGAAGUUUGACACUCUCUGUGAUCUGUACGAUACUCUGACCAUCAACCAGUCGGUUGUGUUCUGCAACACAAGGAAACGAGUGGACUGGCUUGCAAAGAAGAUGUUGGAUGCUAACUUCACGGUCUGCGCGAUGCAUGGAGACAUGCCGCAACGAGAAAGAGACGAGAUUAUGAAGAUGUUCCGCUCUGGUCAAAGCCGAGUGCUGAUCACAACUGAUGUUUGGGGGCGAGGUAUCGACGUGCAGCAGGUCUCCCUGGUCAUCAACUACGACUUGCCGAACAACAGAGAGUUGUACAUCCACAGGAUCGGCAGAUCAGGUCGCUUUGGCCGUAAGGGAGUGGCUGUGAAUUUCGCCAAAGCCGAUGACAUCAGGAUCCUUAGAGAUAUUGAGCAGUAUUACUCCACACAAAUUCUUGAGAUGCCAUUGGAUAUUGCAGAUUUAACAUAA